This is a messenger RNA of Daphnia carinata, 4639 nucleotides long. RefSeq names its product inositol polyphosphate-4-phosphatase type I A-like. The transcript has 20 exons. Gene Ontology annotation, molecular function: phosphatidylinositol-3,4-bisphosphate 4-phosphatase activity. Gene Ontology annotation, cellular component: cytoplasm. NCBI's taxonomy places the organism in Eukaryota, Metazoa, Arthropoda, Branchiopoda, Diplostraca, Daphniidae. The record is from RefSeq and is a predicted model, not a curated record. The coding region runs from base 118 to 3450 and encodes 1110 amino acids.
AAACUGUUGUAACACUAGUCUUUUUUUUUUUCAAAGACAGGGUGGAAGAAUUUGAUUGGUUUUGGUACCAAUUUUUCGAAUCGUGUGGUGAAAUGGUCAAACGGUGACAUACCUGCCAUGAAGUUUAACAAACAGGAGCUGAGCAAUCUGGCCUGCCAGUCGUGCAAUCGGUUUAUUAAAGAAGGCCUUCUUGUUGUGUACGAAAAACAAGAUGGUGUAAUUUUCAAGCGCAAUGAGAACAGGACUGAGGUUGAUAACAAGUCCAAGAAAUCCAACAGGAGGUCAUCCCUCCGCAACCUUAGCUGUUAUGGAGGUUCCCUGAGUAGAGUUGCAACAGAACGUUGGUGCAGGCUGAGAGGAAACAUGCUUUUCUACUUCAAAUCCAGUGAAGCUUGGUCUGAACCAGCUGGAGUAAUUGUACUUGAUAUUGGAAACAUCCAAGUUGAUCCUGUUCCUUUUGAUGGAACAUGGCCAUUCACUCUGGUUAUGGCAAGGGGUGGAGGAAACCAACGCUUAGCUGCAUGUUCUGAAGGUGAACGUGAUACCUGGAUUGAAGUACUUCACAUGGCUUCAUACACCUACAUUCAAGCACAAGUAACAUCACUACAGUUGCAAUUGCAAAAGCUAAUGGGAGGGCUGACAGUUACGACAAAUAAUCCAGAAGCAGGAGAGGUACCUCUUAUGGAGCUCGCGAUCGCCUGCGACAAUCUACGGUGUGACGGUUACGGAUUGCCACCAUCUCCUCAAGCUAUUCUCCAUUACCGUACUACAGAGUCAUUCCAUUGGCAACAAGUCGGACAGACAGAAAGCAUAGAAGAUUGCAGUAAUCCGAUAUUUUUGGUUACUCUGCCGCUUUGGAGCAGUAUGGGAAUGCAGCAUGACACAAAGUUACGCUUGACUGUGAACGAUGUUAAAGAAGCCAUGAGUAGAACCCAUGUCGUAGUUGGAGCUAGCGAGUUCACCUUGUCUUCCCUAUUGAAGGAGGGAGCGCUCAAACAGCGUCUCCCAUUAAUCUCUUCCAGCGGGGUGCAAGUUGGUUUCGUAACUAUAGCUGGUCAUACAGUCAUUGAUUUGGGUGACACCAUGCACCAUUCAAGUAACCCUCAAUCACCCUUGGCACAAGAGGAUAAUUUAGUGUUGCAUCAACACCGAAGAACUCAAUCGCUACCACCUAGAUUGCUUACAGAACUUCGUCGGCCGCCACAAGGCUGGAUUUCGAUCUAUUUUACUCAACCUAUUUCGCGCUGCUACCGUUUUCAUUCUGGGUUGGGAGGGGAUAUUGUUGUCCAUGAAUCAAUGAUGGAGUCGCGGCUGAAUAAUAUAGUGCCUGCGCAACUUCUACGACUGUGGAUUAACCAGGAAAAAGAUCUCGUUCGCGAACUAGUUGCCCUUGGAGAAAUGGUUUCUUCACCCUGGCAGCAACGAUUGCUUCAACUUUUUGAGAGACAUUUCCGACGUAUCGGAGAUUACACUCAAGCCCUAGAAUCAGUCGAAGCGGCAACGUCAUUUUUCCGACCGAGUUCUCAAAAGGACAAAUCCACUUUACAGUACUGCCCCGUAAAUCUUCAUCUUCAGCGUUUUUGGGGACAGAAUAGCAGCCUACGAAAAGAAGGAACUUACGACUGCCUGACUGUUGGAGCUUUCACCGCGAUACCUCAUGGGUUUAAAGGCGGUGGCUUAUUCAAACUACUCCGAAAUUUCCAUGCUUCGUCAAUGCAAAUAGACCAUGUCCUACCUGCUCGUGAAGCUGUACAAACGGCCUGCCAAACACUUCGUCACAUUCAGGGUGCUGUUAAGCUCCUUUUAGGGGCCGGAGCCAUUCAGCACGAUUUUUCUGCAGUUUUAAAAAUUGUAGAAUCACUUAUCAAAAGAGUCCGUUCACUUGCGACGCUCCUGGAGAAGCCCUUUGUUGGUGAUGCGCUGAGUUUUUUCGAAAAUAAUAAGCUCACAAAUGCGACGCUCACACCUGUCCUUGCCGAUUUCUCGUUACUUCCGUUACGCUCUAUGGCCGAGCGCCUAGUUCACGAUACCAGCAGUAGUAGAAAAACCUUUUAUUCUGCCACAGAUGAACCUGAACCAGCUGAUCUCAUUCGUCUCAACCUUGAAGCGUCGUUGUUGGCACUUGCAGGCAAAUUGCAGGUGCUACUUAAGUUACAAUCCAAGAUGAGUAACAACAACAGCCAGCUAGAGCAAGCCCCAGGCUUUGCUUCUCUUUUGGAAAAAUAUCAAGGAAGAUUGUACUCGGACUCUGUCGACAGCAUAAACCAAGAUGUUGAAAAUCAAAAUUCUACGGAGGAGAACCGUUCGUCUAAUACCGAUCAUGCUGAAAAAUGGGUUGCUGAUCUGUCACCUUGCCUUUCGAAGCUUCUGUCAGCCGCCCAAACGUUAGUUAAAACUUUACGACUCGUGCAUGGCGUUCAGCGGCUUCAAGAAGAACUUCCUCGGUCGGCUACUGCCCAUUCUGUUCAGCAUCGUCGUGACGUUUGCUUUUCCCAAGCUCUCACCGCUGCAUUAACCUUACUUGUAGCACGAUUGUGUUGCAAUCCUGUUGAUCCUGAACUCAUGGUCUUGCUGAGUAACGCUGGAAUCCUUCUAAACGUAGAGGGACUUUUGACGCCAUACCGCGCAGAGGCAGGCAUGUGGUCUGACAUGGCAGUUGCUUUAGAAGAUCUAGCUGGUGUUAGAUUCCUCCUUAUCCCCGCAUCUGUGUCAUCAAGUAACACAAACUCAUCGCCAAAUUCAAUUAAACAGCAUAGCUCAAUUCCUAAAGAAUAUUUACCUCAGAUUCAUGGUUGCAGAGAUGCUCUCCAAGUCAUGAUUCCGGUUCCUCCUACAGUAUUUUCUACUUUGCCGUCUAGUGCUUCUAGACUGGGUCUCAUAGAAUUUCAGUUGAUUCCAGUAUUUUUUAAUAUCGGCGUGAACGAACAAGCUUUAUUGGCUGACAAGUUCGGGGAUAUGUCGGAUGUCACUGCGACCAACCUACAAAGCUUUGAGCGGUUAGACAUAUACCAUCGCCAAUACCAGAAACUCAUGACAGAGCAUUUUCCGGGAAAGAGAUUAAAUGAUCCCAGGUUUUCCUUAUCAGACAUAUUGUCGCAGUUGCAAAGUGAAUUGGCUUCCAAUAAAAUUCAGAAUAUUGCAGUCCAUUCGUUAGCAGAAAUUGCGGUGCGCAAGAUGAAAGGUUUGAGAAUCACCUGUUGUAAAAGUGCAAAAGAUAGAACAGGGAUGGCCGUGACUUUGGAACAAACCAACAUUUUAACAAACGAUUUCGACUUGGCGACUGCCGAAUAUCAUAAAUCUCUCCUAUGCAUGAGAAGUCAAGGGACUCGGAGGGAAAAUACAAAAAAAAAUGUAGGUAUUAACAAGUUUGCCUUUAACCGCCUACAACUAAUGGCAUUUCCAGAACUGUACCGUCCUCCUCCUGGGACUUACGGCAACGUGCAGUCUUAAAAAAAAGUGUUUAACUCUUUCAUUUAAAGUAAUAUUUCAUUCUGGCGAAGAUGUCCCUGAUGUGCUGAACCAAUCCUCUUCCAAGUAUUAGCUUUCCUAUAUAUGUAAAUUAGGCAUCCCAGUAUUUAGUUCCGAUAUUCGUGGCAACUUUCAACGUUUUAGGGAACUUCGAACAUAGUUAAACACCCAAUCCAAAAGUAAUUAACACAGAAACUUACUGUGGCAGUGCAUUAAAGAAGUGUGGGCGCAAAGAACUUCUUCAGCAAACUGUUUGAAUUCGUUCUCCAAUAACAGUUAGGCUGCUUUCGGGCAAUCAGUUUCGACGCUUUGGAACUUACUUACAUGGAUUCUCGUGUUUGACAACAAAAAGUCGAAAAAUUUGAGGAUUUGCGUAGGUAACCCUAGAAAGUAGAAUUGCGCCGCCUCCCACUUCAAUUCUCCUGUGUCCGAUUUUGACGUAUUUGAGAUGAUUUAAUUGCAAUAUUUAACGAAAUUCAUCCUAGCCUAAUCUACAGCAAUGAUAAGGAACUGUGGGUUAAAAGGUUGGAUCAAGUUUUCAUUUAGACCCCUUUUGAUGCAUAAUUUGUUCUUUAUGACAAUUUAGGUCUAAAAGAGAAACCAGUCUUAAGACCUAUAAGAAUUGCAAGAGUUCCGAAUUGAAAAGAUUUAGUGUGUAUGGUCCAUUGGUCCCCAAGAUGUUGAAAGUUAUCACAGUAGAUUUUUUUUUCUUUCCCAUUGAUAAAUGUCAUUUGAUCUUCAGAUUCCGUCUGCACUACUGCGCAUGGAACAGCAACUUCUAAAGUUCUCGACCCUUAUAGUCAUAGUUUUCUUUCGUCUUAUCGUAUCCGGCCCUAUUUUUUUUUUAGCAUUAGUGAACUGUAUUGGCAGUCUUGAAUUUUGAUUAACCAGCAGUGCAUUUUCUGAACAUUCCAGAGUUAGAUGGUUAUUCCAUUAAUAAAACUCCCACAUGCUAAGAACUUACUAAGCAUCUUCCAUUCUGAAUGUCUGUGUCUUAGUUUUCAUCACAACAAACAUCCAGUUGCCAUUCAUUACCAAAAUAUGUUAAUAUCUUUUCCUUGACCUGUAAGUCAGGGUGAUGGGAAUUUUGGACAAAUGAAAAAAAAAACUGCUUCACAUUCAAAUUUUGUAACUUAGCAUUGAGGAAAUAAAAAAUCAAUCUGUCAUUUAA